AUGCACCAUGCGGCUCUGGACCAGCAGCACCACAGCCACGACCAGUCGGGCCAGUACGACCACAUAUGCACGCGCAGCAGCGGGGCAGCGGAGCCGUCCUUCCCCGGCCAGAGGAGCCGGAACCCCCGCAGAAAGUGGCAGCUGUUCCCGGGACGGAACCGGUUCUACUGCGACGGGAGGAUCAUGAUGGCGAGGCAGACCGGGGUGUUUUACCUGACCCUGGUCCUCAUCCUGCUCACCAGCGGCCUCUUCUUCACCUUCGACUGUCCCUUCCUGGCGUCCAACCUGACCCCGGCCAUCCCGGCAGUCGGCGGCGUCCUCUUCGUCUUCGUGAUGGGGAUGCUGCUCAGGGCGAGUUUCACCGACCCCGGCGUCCUGCCCCGCGCCACGCCGGACGAGGCCGCCGACCUGGAGAGGCAAAUCGACUCGGCCGGCUGCUCCAGACCUCCUCCUCGUACCAGAGAGGUCCUGAUCAACGGACAGACGGUCAAACUGAAAUACUGCUUCACCUGCAAGAUGUUCAGACCGCCGCGAGCGUCUCACUGCAGCCUGUGUGACAACUGUGUGGAGCGCUUCGACCAUCACUGUCCGUGGGUCGGGAACUGCGUCGGACGGAGGAACUAUCGCUUCUUCUACCUGUUCAUCCUCUCUCUGUCCUUCCUCACCAUCUUCAUCUUCAGCUUCGUCAUCACACACGUCAUCAUCAGAUCGAACCGGACCGGUUUCCUGAGCGCGCUCAAAGACAGUCCGGCCAGCGUCCUGGAGGUGGUGGUGUGUUUCUUCUCCGUCUGGUCCAUUGUGGGUCUGUCCGGGUUCCACACUUACCUGAUCAGCUCCAACCAGACCACCAAUGAGGACAUUAAAGGGUCCUGGUCCACCAAGCGAGGGAAGGACAACUACAACCCCUACAGCUACGGAAACAUCCUGACCAACUGCUGUGCUGCUCUGUGUGGACCUCUGCCCCCCAGUUUGAUUGACAGGAGAGGUCUGAUCCAGUCCGACACACCGCAGACCGUCUCCCAGUCCAACCAGUCCAACCAGUCCAACGGGACCAGCCAGCACCACAGUCACAUGUGUGAUCAGGAUCAGUGCCUCCAGAGCACCAAGUCCGUCCUGCAGGCGGCCGCCCCCCUGCUCCACAGCGCCCCCGUGGUGCUGGCCCCUCUGCCGGUGAAGACCACGUCCCUGGGGGGGCCCUGUGCCUACCUGGCCCCCUCCCAGCCCUCGCUGCCGUCCUGCGGGGGGGACGUCCUGACCCUGAGGGACGCCGCUGCCGACUCCCACUGCCACCACCACCUCCACCAUCACCACCACCACCACCGCCGACACUUCGUGAGCCCGGAGGAGACGCCCUGCUCCACGCCGCUGGGCGCCCUGCCAUGCCCCGCCCACCUGCACCUGCACCCACACCUACAGGGCCCCGCCCCCCCCGCCCUGUACGACCCCGCCAGCCAGGACGCUCUGCACGAGGACUCGGUCAGAGGGCUGGUCAAACUCAGCUCCGUGUGAACCAAACAUCUCUUUACUUUAACGGGUUUGACCUCCGACCUUCAGCUCCUCUUCCUGUCUUCAUCAGAUUCUCAGAUUCAGUGGAAAAACGUCUCUGUUGUCGUAAAGUGUUUCCUGUCUGAGGUUUGAAGCAGAAACAGACUUUGUGAAUAAAUGAAGACGGAACAUGAAACGUCUUCUUUCUACCGAUCACACGCUGCAAACAUGUCGUGGAGUAAAAAAAACAACGUUUCUCUCUGAAAUGUUGUCGAGGAAACGUAGAACAAGAGAAGCAGAAUAACAUUUGACAAACAUUACGUUUUUUGAAACCUCUCUGGAGUCCAGCUUCAUUUUCAUUAAUAUUUUCCAACUUUCUCUGCUUUCUUUAUUGUCUUUUUAAAAGGUCACCUCGCUGGUCUGAUUCCACUUUUGUCAAAGCUGCUUUUUUGCCCAAAAAU
Molecule: messenger RNA, 1946 nt
Organism: Anoplopoma fimbria (sablefish)
Lineage: Eukaryota; Metazoa; Chordata; Actinopteri; Perciformes; Anoplopomatidae
Product: palmitoyltransferase ZDHHC14-like
Exons: 9
Coding region: 1-1509 (502 amino acids)
Biological process (GO): protein targeting to membrane; peptidyl-L-cysteine S-palmitoylation
Cellular component (GO): Golgi apparatus; endoplasmic reticulum
Molecular function (GO): protein-cysteine S-palmitoyltransferase activity
Source: RefSeq, a predicted model, not a curated record